Acanthisitta chloris (rifleman) is the source of this 1947-nucleotide messenger RNA. RefSeq names its product solute carrier family 7, member 4 (gene SLC7A4). NCBI's taxonomy places the organism in Eukaryota, Metazoa, Chordata, Aves, Passeriformes, Acanthisittidae. Gene Ontology annotation, biological process: transmembrane transport; amino acid transport. The record is from RefSeq and is a predicted model, not a curated record. Gene Ontology annotation, molecular function: amino acid transmembrane transporter activity. Gene Ontology annotation, cellular component: plasma membrane.
AUGGCGAGAUGGCUGCCCCGCUCCACCGACCUGACCCGCUUCUGCCAGAAGCUCAACCGGGUGAAGACCCUGGAGGACGACAUGAUGGAGACAUCCUUCAACAGAUGCCUUUCCACCAUCGACUUGACACUGCUGGGCAUCGGGGGCAUGGUGGGCUCUGGACUCUAUGUCCUCACAGGCACCGUGGCCAAGGAGAUCGCUGGCCCUGCUGUUAUCGUCUCCUUCAUCAUCGCUGGCUUCGCCUCACUCCUGGCUGCUCUGUGCUACGCCGAGUUUGGAGCCCGUGUGCCCAAGACAGGCUCUGCCUACAUGUUCACCUACGUGUCCGUGGGGGAGAUCUGGGCCUUCCUCAUCGGCUGGAACGUGCUGCUGGAGUACAUGAUAGCCUGGAGUGGCUACCUGGACUCCAUCUUCAACCACAAGAUCAAGAACUUCACUGAGACCCAUGUGGGUGUCUGGCAGGUGCCGUUCCUGGCCCACUACCCAGACUUCCUGGCAGCUGCCAUCCUGCUGGUAGCCACUGCCUUCAUCUCCUUCGGGGCCAAAGUGUCCUCCUGGCUCAACCACGUCUUCUCGGCCAUCAGCAUGGGUGUCAUCCUCUUUAUCCUCAUCAUGGGCUUCAUCCUUGCACAGCCCAAGAACUGGAGCACCCAGGAGGGUGGCUUUGCCCCAUUUGGGCUGUCAGGCAUCAUGGCUGGCACAGCCACCUGCUUCUAUGCCUUCGUGGGCUUCGAUGUGAUCGCAGCCUCCAGCGAGGAGGCCAGGAACCCACAGAGGGCUAUCCCCAGGGCCAUCGCUUUCUCCUUGGGGCUGGCCACUGGCGCCUACAUCCUGGUGUCAAUGGUGCUGACGCUGAUGGUGCCCUGGCACACGCUGGACCCUGACUCUGCCCUGGCUGAUGCCUUCUACAGGAGGGGCUACUCCUGGGCAGGGUUCCUGGUGGCUGCUGGCUCCAUCUGUGCGAUGAACACAGUACUGCUGAGCAACCUCUUCUCCCUGCCACGCAUCGUCUACGCCAUGGCUGAGGAUGGGCUCUUCUUUCAGGUCUUCUCCCGAGUGCACCCCCGCACACAGGUGCCUGUCAUUGGCAUUGUGGUCUUUGGGCUGCUCAUGGCCCUGAUGGCCCUUGUCUUCGACCUGGAGGCCCUGGUGCAGUUCCUGUCCAUUGGCACACUGCUGGCCUACACCUUCGUGGCCGCGAGCAUCAUCGUCCUGCGCUUCCAGCAGCAGAAGGUGGAUGUCCCCGCGCCGGCGGCUGGUGGCCGCCCCAACCCUGAGCCCCACGAGGGUCCAUCAGGUGGUGAGCUGAAGGAGUAUGAGUCCUUUUCUGACAAGCUGCACCUGGUGGACAGGGACAAGAGCAAAGAGCAGCGGGAGCCAGGGCAGCUCAAAGCAGCGUUUGAACCCUACCUGGAGUUCCUCAGCGACUUCUACCCUGGUGAGGUGGUCACGGUGGCCGUGGUGACCCUGAUGGUGUCUGCCAUCUGCCUCUGCUCCAUCUUGGUGUUUGGCAACACCCACCUCCACCUUCCCACCUGGAGCUACUCCCUGCUGCUGGUCCUCUUCAGCCUGGGCUUCCUGCUCAGUCUCUUCCUCAUCUGGGCUCAUGAGCAGCAGCGCAGCACCCAGACCUUUCAGAUCCCCCUGGUACCUCUCUCUCCAGCGCUGAGCAUCGUCCUCAACAUCUACCUGAUGCUGAAGCUCAGCUACAUGACGUGGCUCCGCUUCGCAAUCUGGCUGCUCCUAGGUCUCCUCGUCUACUUCGGCUACGGCAUCUGGCACAGCAAGGAGAACCUGCGAGAGGUGCAGCCCCAGCGAGUCAGCGCUCGCUACGUGGUGUUCCCCAGCGGCAGCCUGGAGGAGAGGGUGCAGCCGGUCCAGCCCAGCCCCCAGCCCACCGCGGGGCUGCCCGACACCGACACCGACACCGACGAGUGCAAGAGAUGA